Messenger RNA from Drosophila simulans, 1487 nucleotides. It is a transcript of the gene cbc, whose product is annotated as protein CLP1 homolog. Lineage: Eukaryota; Metazoa; Arthropoda; Insecta; Diptera; Drosophilidae. Bases 123 to 1394 code for a protein of 423 amino acids. The transcript is spliced from 4 exons. The record is from RefSeq and is a predicted model, not a curated record. Gene Ontology annotation, molecular function: polynucleotide 5'-hydroxyl-kinase activity. Gene Ontology annotation, cellular component: mRNA cleavage factor complex; nucleus. Gene Ontology annotation, biological process: tRNA splicing, via endonucleolytic cleavage and ligation.
AGCUAUCGGCCAAUUCCCAUCCCUAAUGCACAGCUGAUGCGAAAUUGUUUACCUCGUACAUUUUUAGAUAAUUGCCCUAUUUCGCCAUUAAAACACAUUAGCAGAGCACUGAAGACACACCCAUGUCGGAGGACCAUGGCAAAGACUACACACUGGAGUCCGACUCCGAGCUGCGAUUUGAAAUCGAGCAGAAGGACGCCAAAGUGCUGGUGUCCCUGGUCAGUGGAUUUGCGGAGCUGUUCGGCACGGAGCUGGUGAAGAAAAAGCAGUACGAGUUUGGUGUGGGCGCCAAGGUGGCCAUCUUCACGUACCAGGGCUGUGUGCUCCACGUUUCCGGCAAAAUGGACGUGUGCUACAUCUCCAAGGAGACGCCGAUGGUGCAGUACGUCAACUGUCAUGCGGCACUGGAGCAAUUCCGCAUGGAGGCCGAGGAGAAGGAUCGCUACGGACCAGUGGCCAUGGUCGUCGGUCCCAUGGACGUGGGCAAGAGCACUCUCUGCCGCAUCCUGCUUAACUAUGCUGUGCGCGUGGGUCGUCGACCGCUGUACGCCGACCUGGAUGUUGGACAGGGCUCGAUAGCCAUUUCCGGCAGUGUGGCCACCAUUCUCAUCGAGCGACCGGCGAACGUCGAGGAGGGAUUCGCCAAGACAGCGCCGCUGGUCUAUCACUUUGGCCAUAAGUCGCCCAGCGGUAACAGCGUACUGUACAAUGCCGUGGUUUCCAAAAUGGCCGAGGUAACGCUGCAAUCCCUAAAUAGCAACAAGCGAACAAAAAGCUCUGGCAUUAUUAUAAACACUUGUGGCUGGGUAAAGGGAUCCGGCUACGCGCACCUGUUGCACGCGGCCAAAGCCUAUGGAGCCUGCGCCAUCUUCGUCCUGGACCAGGAGCGACUGUACAACGAGCUGCUUCGGGAUGUGCCAAAGGGAGUUCAUGUGGUACUGCUGCCCAAGAGUGGCGGCGUCGUCGAGCGCAGCAAGGAACUGCGACACGAGGCGAGGGAUCAGCGCAUCAAGGAGUAUUUCUACGGCAAUACAAGGGCGCCCUUCUAUCCGUUCAGCUUCGAGGUGAAGUUCCAGGACCUGCGACUCUACAAGAUCGGCGCACCGCCGCUGCCCGACUCCUGCAUGCCAAUUGGAAUGAAGGCCGAGGACAACAAGACCAAGGUGGUGGCGGUUACACCCACGCCCGCCCUAAUCCAUCAUGUGCUGGCACUCAGCUUUGCCGAGUCCGUGGAGGACGAUGUGAUUGGCACCAACGUGGCCGGCUUUUGCUGCGUAACCGAAGUGGACAUGGAAAGACAAGCAGUGAUGUUGCUUUCGCCGCAGCCGCGACCUUUGCCCCCGAACGCCCUGCUCCUGUGGUCGGAACUGCAGUUCAUGGAUAAUCACACCUAGCAUUUGUAAAUGCUCUGCUCUAGAUGUAAUUUAACAAAUUUUAUAUUAAUGUUGGCGUUACAAAAAAUACAGUUUAGAUGUGCAAGUAGUCAA